CUGACGGAGGGGACAUCGUGACGUCGAUUUCAGUAGGGUUUUUGAUUCUCUUCUUUUCGCGCCCUAAGAGAAAGCAAAAUGGAACCACUGAAGAUUGAAAUGGUGCAAUUAUGGUCCUCCUACGAACUACAGUCAUGAAUUAGAAGAUUGACGAGCUAGCUAGAGCACUUUAUUGGAAGUCAAAUUCAAUUUAGGCACCCAUCAACGAUUUGCCAUUUGAACAACCAUCUUUGGUGGCUACCAUGAAAAGCAGCAGGGGCAACUGGAAGUGCUCUUAACUUAAGUUUCUGGACUAGCAAUGGCAUCUGAACCACAAUUUGACCUCGAUUUUCAUGGUGGAAAUUCUCGGUGGAAGUGGAAGUAAUGUUAUUUUGUCAAACACUUCGCUUGAGAAGGUGCAAUCAAAAGUCCAAGGAAAUUUUCUGACAUGUUAAAAUUUUUCUUUAGCAAUUUCACAGUUGAGAUUGGUUGGAGGAUUGAACUUAAUACGGAUGCUUUUGAAAUCAAAUAUCACUGUCAAGCAAUCGCACAUCCAGAAUGGACAUAUGCUUGCUUGCGCACAAUUGGUAAGGCGUCUAUAAGGUGUUUGCAAAAAGUCCCCAAAGAGGGUAAACUAGAUUGAUGAUGCAUACCGAACUUCUUUUGGGAGGCAACAAUUGUGAUGGCUGCAGCAUGUUCAGCAACAGCUCUUAUAGCGUGUUGGCUGUGGUGGCUGCGCAACAGACACGACAAUGCCGAUAAUUAUGUUCCAGGUAAAUUUUUAUGAAUUUUUAAACUGUGUAAAGCUGCAAGAGUCCUAACGUCACGAUUAAAAUUGAAGUGGGACAAGCAACAUGACAUGUUUCUCUUGUGCUUGAACUUUAAGCACAUAUUAAUAAUGGAGUUUUCCAAUGGGGGUGGCAGUAGGCCAUAACAAAACCCACCAAUCCGAGAAUACACCACUACAAGCUAAUAAGUCAGACUUUGCUUUUCAGACAAAGCGCAUUCAAAGUGAGCCAUUUCAAAAAGUUGUAAGUGGGACUAAAAAAGCAUUGCAUUCUAGAACUGUAGGCCUCAAUUGUCUUCUUUUGAAUUUAUAUCUUUUCACACAACCUUUUCUUGUUGAUUCAUUACUAAUAUUUCUUUCUUUCUUUCUUUUUUCCUGUUAUCGUAAUUUGUAUACAGCAUAUAAUUAUUUUUUAUUUUUUGAGAGAUAAAUGCAGCAUAUACUAAAACAUGUGAAUCUCACCUUUUAUAUUACAUUCCUAUAAAAUAAAGAAAAAAUAGAGUAAGUCCCGACUCUAUUUUAUUGUGCUUGAAUCAAUGUAAUGUCAACCCAUGUGGCACUCAGCCAAUUGCCCACCAACCCCAACUUGAUGGAAUAGCUGUCCACGUCCUGCCACGAGGCUUAUCCUUUCAUCAUCUAUAUAAGGAACAUCAGAAAUGCAUACUUCCGGCCAUAACCAAUUAUACCCUCUCAAAAUUCUCCGGCAUAAUUUCUGCAUCUACCCUCAUCUCCAUCCCCAUUCUAUGAGGAGUAAAAGAAUGCCUACCAUUAACCUAGAUCAGAUUCAAAGUUUUGAAGAACAUGAUAAUAGCCUUGAUCAACAUAAUGUGUUGGUUGAGGAGAUUGAAGGCCUAAUUAGAGUUUACGGAAAUGGGUAUGUGGAAAGACCACAUAUAGUUCCCUGUGUCUCUAAUGCAUUGCCGCCAGAGCUCGGUGUUACUUCUUGGGAUGUAGUUGUGGAUAAGUUAAACAACAUUUGGGCCCGUUUCUAUAUUCCACAAAAGUGCCAGGAGAAGCUGCCUUUGCUCGUGUAUUUCCAUGGUGGUGGGUUUUGUGUGGGCUCGGCCGCUUGGAGUUGCUACCAUGAAUUCCUUGCCAGGCUAUCUGUAAAAGCAAACUGUAUAAUUAUGUCCGUGAAUUAUCGUUUGGCUCCGGAAAACCCUCUUCCUGCUCCUUUUGAAGAUGGAUUGAAGACCCUUUUGUGGUUGAAACAAGUUGCUGUAGUUGGGGCCAAGCAGAAUUGGUGGUCAAGAUACUGCGACUUUACCAAAGUCUACCUUGGUGGUGAUAGUGCUGGUGGCAACAUAGCCUUCAAUGUAGCCGCAAGGCUUGGUGGUAAGACGACUGCUUCCGGAGCAGUGGUCUUGAAACCAUUAGUAAUUAAAGGUAACAUUUUGAUACAGCCAUUUUUUGGUGGGGAGUCAAGAACUAAGUCAGAGAAGUUUCUGGUCCAACCUCCUCGUUCACCGCUGACCAUGGCGGUUUCUGAUAAGUACUGGCGGUUGGCGUUGCCUUCCGGGGCAAACCGUGACCACCCAUGGUGCAGCCCUUCAGUAAAAGGGUUGUUUAAGGUGGAGGAUUUAAGGGUUUUGCCUAGUCUGAUUUGUAUAUCAGAAAUGGACAUAUUGAAAGAUAGGAACUUGGAGUUUUGCUCUGCGUUACAUACAGUGGGUAAGCUGGUCAAUUAUGUGGUUUAUGAAGGAGUCGGCCAUGCGUUUCAGAUUCUGAACAAGUCACAGCUCUCACAGACCCGGACCCAUGAAAUGAUUGAUCAUAUCAAGGAUUUCAUUAGUGUGUAGCUCCAGUAGACUUUGUACAAAAACGAACACUUCUUUCAGAUUUAGUUUUUUCCUCACAGAAGAGAGAAGAGAGAGAGAGAGAGAGUAUUCUUAUCAGACUUAUCACUACAAUUUCCCAUUUAACUUAUCUUUAUUAUAUACUUCAAUGGAGAGUACUGUACAAGUUGGAGUCCUAUGCAAACUUGCAUUUCGGAAUGUCCUAUAUGAAUAUAGAUUAUAUAUCUUUUCUGACUCUUACUGUUGCCUUUUCAAAUCUUUGCAAUUUGUUGAAGAUGGAAGUAUAAGGAAAAUACUAAAAGCUGCACUGUGUGGUGGGCCUCCACUCCACCCGUGAGAUGCAGUUCCCAUAAGAAGUAAGAAAGUGGAAGUUUAGCCUUAGCUAGGAGCAGAUAACCAAUUCAAUUUUGUAUGUCAUCCAUUUGUUCAGCAUGUCCGUUUGUGGUCAAACCGAGGAUAUUGUGCACUCGCAUGUGACAUCUAAGCCACGUGACUGGUUCGUGAUGAGUAAAUUCUUCUAUAGUAUGUUUUUGUUUAAUUUAUAUCCAUCUUAGACAUCUACACCUGGACUUAACACUCCAACAUCCCUGCCUCCUAUCAACUGCCAUGAUGUCCUAGCCAUCUCAUGGCAAUCAGAACAUGUUUUUCUAUUGAGGAGCUUUCAUUAAGAGAUGAAAAAAAUUCAUGGACAUACAAAAAAACAGUCUAAACGUAGAAAAAGGAACUCCAAUCCAAAGGAACAACGUCUAACUGAUAAGUACAAAAGUCUUUAGAAACCGACCCCACGAGGAAGUAUUAAAUCUAAUAAGCUCCCUAACCAUACUCCAUAGAUCUCCCACACCCUAAAGGUUCUAUUGUUUCUCUCAAGUCAUAUUCUCCAAGAAGUAGCCAGGAAGAAGGUCUGCCACAAAAACCUUUUCCUGUUCCGAAAGGGGGACAACAAUGCCUCAUCCAUCAUCGUUGGCAAUUGGAACAUGUUACUCAAGCAACUUAACAUGUCAAGGGACUAGAUUUAAUCAUGAUGACCGUCAAUUUAGACCCUUCUCAUUCCAUCAGUUAAGCAAGUUGUAGGUUGACCAACUCGACUCCGGUUAGCUUUCAGACAAAAGUAGUUCCAAAUAAUCACUUUACUUCUUCAAAAGUAGUAUAAGACUCCAUUCUGAAAGAAUCGAGUAUGGGCGUAUGAUACUCAAAAUUUUUGCUCACCGUUAACAUUUCAACAGCACUCAAAUUGCGAGUGAAUGUCAUCACUUUUGUACUUCUUUUAAGCUCUUGUCUUACAAGCUAGGCAGCAAACUUUGUCAGCAGCAAUAAUAUUGUCUCCUUUUUCGUUUCGU
Molecule: messenger RNA, 3899 nt
Organism: Momordica charantia (bitter melon)
Lineage: Eukaryota; Viridiplantae; Streptophyta; Magnoliopsida; Cucurbitales; Cucurbitaceae
Product: alpha/beta-Hydrolases superfamily protein
Molecular function (GO): hydrolase activity
Source: RefSeq, a predicted model, not a curated record